Molecule: messenger RNA, 2208 nt
Organism: Nomia melanderi (Alkali bee)
Lineage: Eukaryota; Metazoa; Arthropoda; Insecta; Hymenoptera; Halictidae
Source: RefSeq, a predicted model, not a curated record
CGGGUUACUCUGCGAAAUGAAUCGCGAGAGACUGCCGUUGCUCCUCAGAGAGGCGAACUCGAACUUGUCGCUUCUGUUCGCCACGUUAUGCGUCAUCGACAUAUUCGGCGUAUUUCCGAUCAUCGCGUUGCCGCGCGCAAUCGUCGAGUGCGGUAAGUUUACUCGUCAAUUGUUUCUUCUUCUUCUCCGUUUUUUUUCUUUUUCUUUCCGCGACGCUGCUGAGUUGCCAAUCCAAAAGUUAAUGUUCGACGAUAUUUUUAAUUAAUCACGCCGAGACUUUUGUGAAUAUUCUUUCAUUACGUUAGCUUAGUUGUUAGUUUUAAGGCGCCUGGUAUGUAUUGCCGGGGAUUUAUUUUAUAAACUAUAAUAUAUAUGUGUAUAUAAAUACACACAGGUACAGACACACACAUACACACGUACACGUACACAUACACGAGCAUAUAGUCGAUUGAUUAUACGGGAUUCCCCUCGUUUUCGUUGUGUUCGGUUUGCAAAUUUACACAGCGGUUCUCCUUGGGAAAUCAUGGAUGAUUGCGACUACUCUAGAUCCACAAAUAUCACGAAAAAAUCGACACCCUCUUGCUGCUGUGACUGAAUUAACUUUAGGUACUCGGGCGAGGACUUUAGUCACUAUAAUUCUAGAUCUUACUGUGUUCGGUUGCAGUAUACCUAACUUAUUGGUUGCUUCGCAAAAUUUACAAUUGUUUGGAUCCAGAAUAUCAGGACAACGAUUCGAUCUGUCUUUCUGCUAUUGGCUUCUAGUUGUGGGUGUACUUUUAUGUCCAAUUAUGUGGCUUGGAAGUCCACGUGAUAUGAAAAUAUUGGCAACGUUUUCCUGUAUGGCAGUCUUGUUAACAGCGAUGUUGAUAUGGUGGUGUAUAGUUGCUGAUAAUCGAGAACUGAACACUUUACCAGUGCCUACUUCUCCUUCCUGGGAUAAAUUUAUUUCUGGAUAUGGAAUGCUGGCAUUUCAAUUUGACGUGCAUCCAACAUUAAUGACUGUCCAAGUGGAUAUGCGUCGUCCUCAAGACAUCAACAAAGCUGUUUUAAUUUCUUUCUUGGUGAGCGGUUCACUGUUUGCUGUUACUACUGGUUUAGCUGUCUGGAAAUAUGGUGGUAGUACAACAGCCAAUGUUUUGCAAAUGGUUCCAGGCGAUUUUACUAUGAAUGCAGCUAUACUACUCGCUUCUCUACAAUUAUGUUUCUCUAGUGCUCUUGGUCACUCUGCACUUUUUCAGGAUUUAGAAGAUCAAUGGAAUAUUCAACCAUCUUUUGGAUGGAAACGGUGUGCCGUAAGGUCAGCCAUUAUCUUUCUUGGAGUGGCUGUAGGAGAAACAGUACCAAGGUUCGAUAUUGUAAUGGCGCUCAUUGGAGGAUCUCUAACGGGUCCAUUAGUCUUUGUGCUUCCUCCAUUGGUAUAUUCGAAAAUUAUGGCUUUAAAGAAAAGAUCCAUGCGUACAUCAACGCCUGACGUGUACUCUGGGUCUGAGAGACGUAGAAGCAUUGGAGGAGGCAUCUCAGCGGAUUCAAGAAUACAUUCGAGGUCAAUUUAUUACGGUGUUCUAGGCAUGCCAAAGAAUGACUACCAUCGAUAUUCAUACGUUUAUUACGACGAGCUGGAAGAUGAGUUCGAUGAUAUCGUAGGUUACGAUGACAAUACUGUUAACGUCAGGGAACCUAAUGAACAAUAUUUAAUGACAACAAGGAGGCAUGAUGGCGAACCAGUAUUCAUAGAUGCCAGUCGUUCCUACAGAACCCAUAGAAGAAUAGUUCCUGAGGAAUCAGUACGAAAGACGAUUCUAAAUUGCACUCUUCGAAGAUGGCAUGAUUAUUUUGGUUACCUGAUCGUAUUAUUCGGUAUUGCAGUUACCAUUUCGUCGACGUACAUAAAUAUAAAGAACACGAUACGUUACGUCCAAUUCACACCACCGUGUAUCGUGAAUGCCACUGUUUUACAAAAUCCUGGAUCAAUAUAAAUGUCUUAUUAACGGGAAGCAUUACUGCACACGAUCUUCUGUGUCAUAUUUAUAGUACGUGCACAAUAGCAAGACAGUUUAUAACUGUACACAUUACUAAUUGAAGUUGUGUGAAUAAUUUUUUACAGAACAUAGUAUUACAAUAUUUAUCUUACUAAUUAUUUAAAAAUAAUGUUGGUGAUCAGUGUGAAACAUACUUGACUUUUCUAAUGAAAUUUCAUCAUUUUUUUGA